Messenger RNA from Adineta ricciae, 1995 nucleotides. Lineage: Eukaryota; Metazoa; Rotifera; Eurotatoria; Adinetida; Adinetidae. The record is from the annotation of a GenBank genome assembly.
AUGUCUAUGAUUGUCGCAAGUUGUUUUGAACAUAAACUACAGAUGUCUGACCACGAUGAUGAUGAUGAGUUUGAUGUAGCGCCUAAUUAUGAAAAGAUGCGUGGUAUGGGUUUCAUAUGCUGGCGUGAAAUACCUGGAACGAACGAUGAUCAUGAUGAUAAUACUGAUGAUGCUGAAGUGAAGACAAAGAAUAAGAAGAAACGAAAAGUUGAUGCCGUUGAAGCUGAACAGGAGAUUGAAACGCCUAUCAAAAAAGUGAAAGCAAAGAAGAAAAAGAAGAGCAAGAAGAAGAAACGAUCAAACGAAACAAAUGCAACAUCAGCACUUCAAAUAACUAAUGAAAACAAGGAGCGAGAACCACGAGAAGUAGAAGCAACUUCUCCGACAGAUGAUAUUGAAACAGCGAAAAAACUCUGGUUUGAUCUUCAUGUUCCCGACAAUAUCGUUCGUUCAUUAGUCGAACAAAAAUUCUUCGAUGCCACGCCAAUACAACGCUCGACUCUACCAGCUGCUAUUCGUGACAAGCAAGAUAUAAUCGGUGCUGCAGAAACAGGAAGUGGAAAAACAUUGGCAUUUGCCAUUCCCAUUUUGACGCAUAUGAAUCAAUUACUAGAAGAUAAUGAAAUAUCUUAUGGACAAUUUAUCGCUUUAAUUCUCACACCGACACGUGAAUUGGCCGUUCAAAUCAAAUCUCAUAUACAGAUUGCAUCUCGUUACACAAAACUAAAAACUGCAGUUCUUGUCGGUGGCAUGUCCACACAAAAACAAGAACGUUUACUAUCGCAAAAGCCUGAAAUCAUCGUUGCUACACCUGGUCGAUUUUGGGAACUAUUAGAAGAGAAUAAUUCACAUAUUACUGAUAUGUCCAAUCUUCGAUUUUUGGCGAUUGAUGAAACUGAUCGAAUGAUUGAAAAAGGUCACUUCGAAGAGCUCGAAAAAAUUCUGAGCUUAAUCAACAAUGAUGAUAAUAAUCAAUCACGUCAGAAAUUUGUUUUCUCGGCUACACUUAUGUUACAACCGACGGAUGAUAACGAGAAGAAAAAACAAAAGAAAAAAGGAGAUAAUCAAGAUAAACUGGCAACAUUAAUAUCCGCUGUUGGUAUGAGCGCUAAGCCGAAGAUAAUUGAUUUAACGAAAAAGUUUGGAACAGCUGAAAAAUUAACUGAAGCGCGAGUCAAUUGUGCCUUGGAAGAAAAGGAUUUAUAUUUGUAUUAUUUUCUAACAUUAUAUCCCGGUCGAACAUUGAUUUUCACCAAUAGUAUUGAUUGUAUCAAACGGCUACAAUCGAUUUUAACAAUACUAAAGAGAAAUCCAUUGCCAUUACAUGCUCAAAUGGAACAAAAACAACGAUUGACUAAUUUAGAAAAAUUCUCAAAAUCCCCGAAUGGUUUGUUAAUCGCAACCGAUGUUGCUGCACGUGGUUUGGAUAUUCCGAAUAUCAACCAUAUUAUUCAUUAUCAAGUGCCAAGAUCGACUGAAUUAUACAUUCAUCGUAGUGGUCGAACAGCGCGUGCUGAACGUGAAGGUUUGAGUGUCAUGUUCAUCUGUCCCGAAGAACUGUUUCUCUAUCGAAAAAUAAUCAAAACACUGAAUCGCGAUGAAGAUCUUCAGACAUUUCCUGUCGAUAAUACAUAUUUAACAAAUCUAAAACGACGCGUACGUCUCGCAACAGAGAUUUCUAAACUGCAUCAUCAAGCAGCUAAAGUGGCCAAUGAAACCAAUUGGUAUCAUAAAGCAGCGAAGGAAUUAGACAUCGAAUUAGAUGACAAUAUCCAAGACAUUGAAGUAGCAAAACGAGCAAAUACAAAGGAUAUACAGAAGAAAGAAAUGCAAUUACGUCAGGAACUUGAUUCAUUAUUAAAACAAUCAUUGAAAUACACAUCAGCGUUAAGUGUAAGUCGUUCAUAUCCACUUCUAUUUGGUGAUCCUGAUCAAUUAGCAUCAAGACGAAAAAAUGAUAUGACGGCAUUGGAAGAAUUGAAACAUCGAUCAUAA